Moneuplotes crassus is the source of this 794-nucleotide messenger RNA. NCBI's taxonomy places the organism in Eukaryota, Ciliophora, Spirotrichea, Euplotida, Euplotidae. The record is from the annotation of a GenBank genome assembly.
AUGAAAAAUACAAACUAUAUCCAACAAGAAGAAGAAUUUUGGAAACUUGAAAAAGGGGUUUUCUCUGGCCAAGGAGUAACGAAUACAGUCGGAGAAAGCCUAUUUGAAGCUAUUGAUUUCUGAGAACCUCGGCAAGAUGAUCAAUAUCAAAUCAUUAAGAAUUCUAAUGAUUAUGGUGAUAUCCCUAAUUUUAUGGAAGGUACAACCAAUUGGCCUCAAUCUAAAUCAGAGAUAUUUGCAGUGAUGGAAGAUCCCUUUUGUAAGAGAAAUGAUAUCGAUUUGAAACCUUUGUCUCAAGAGAUUUCUGAAGAUAUGCACUCUUUAAAAAUGCCAAACUUAAGAAAAGGGAAGAGGUGGGGUAAGAAACAAGAUAAAAUCUUAUUCCAUACAAUUUACCAGCUUGAGAAACAAGGGUGAGGUAAACUAAGUGAACUUGCCGAACUAGACCCCCUUGACGCUCACUUAAAUCCAAUGGUGUGAAAUCUUACUCAAAAGUUGCAUUGGAAGAGUUUACAUAAGGAUCUUUUGAAAAGAAUUCAAACAAAAAUGUCGACUCAUUUCUCUCAUAGAGAUAUUAAGUUAAUGAAGAAAAUUAUUAAAGAAGAUUAUGCCUACAACGACCUCGAUUACGAGAGGAUCUUUUAUGAUUUCCCAGGGAAGACCAUGGAAAGGGUCACUGAGGUUGCCAAUAAAAUCCUUAGAAGCAAGAGGAGGAAGAGAUUAAGUAAGAUUGAUGGCAAUAAUCAAGGUUAAUGAAUUAACAGUGGAAUGGAGUUACAAAUUUUAACACUUUU